Acipenser ruthenus (sterlet) is the source of this 2056-nucleotide messenger RNA. RefSeq names its product photoreceptor-specific nuclear receptor-like. NCBI's taxonomy places the organism in Eukaryota, Metazoa, Chordata, Actinopteri, Acipenseriformes, Acipenseridae. Gene Ontology annotation, biological process: negative regulation of transcription by RNA polymerase II; positive regulation of transcription by RNA polymerase II; cell differentiation. The record is from RefSeq and is a predicted model, not a curated record. The coding region runs from base 119 to 1378 and encodes 419 amino acids. The transcript is spliced from 8 exons. Gene Ontology annotation, molecular function: RNA polymerase II cis-regulatory region sequence-specific DNA binding; zinc ion binding; nuclear receptor activity.
UGAAUUUUUUUAAUAAUUCAAAACUAAAUUGUACUUUCAAGGGGGUUCUCAAACCCUUAGCUGAGUAUCCGAAGCUCUUGCUUGUGUUCAAUACAGGGAUUUCUUUAUUGAUUAAAUAAUGGAAGCGCACCUUUCAAAGAUCUCAACGCUGCCGGCCUCACCAACCGAAUCUGCAGUCUCCGUUGGGAUGGAUGAAAGCCGCGCAGAUAAAAGCCCCGCCCCCGGUAAAUCCUUGAGCCCCGCCCUGUUGUGUAAAGUGUGCGGAGACAGGAGCAGUGGCAAGCACUACGGGAUCUACGCUUGCAACGGCUGCAGUGGAUUUUUCAAGCGCAGCGUUAGGAGGAAACUGAUUUACAGGUGCCAGGCAGGGACGGGGAUGUGCCCAGUGGACAAAGCACACCGCAACCAGUGCCAAGCGUGCCGCCUGAAAAAGUGCCUGCAAGCCGGUAUGAACAAAGACGCCGUUCAGAACGAGAGGCAGCCGCGCAGCACGGCUCAGGUGAGUCUGGACAAGAUCGAAGUGGACACGGAGAAGGACCACCUGGCCACCACGCGGGAGCCCACCUCCUCGUUCUGUCCAGUCAUCACGCGUCCGCCGCUCCUCACGUCUUCCAUGUCGACCCCCUCGCAGCGCUCUCUGAGCCCGCAGAACAACCACCGUUUCAUGGCCAGCCUCAUGACUGCCGAGACCUGCGCCAAGCUGGAGCCCGAAGACGGGGAUGAGAACAUUGAUGUGACGAGCAAUGAGCCAGAGAGGACCUCCUCAGAGUACCAGAUGUCCCUGUAUCCCUCCAGCAGCCUUGAGAACGUGUACGAGACAUCCGCCAGGCUGCUCUUCAUGGCAGUCAAGUGGGCGAAAAACCUGCCCGUCUUCUCCAACCUCCCCUUCAGAGACCAGGUGAUUCUGCUGGAGGAGGCAUGGAGUGAGCUGUUCCUCCUGUGUGCUAUCCAGUGGUCCUUGCCCCUGGACAGCUGCCCGCUGCUCUCUGUGCCCGAGCUCUCCCCCACCCUGCAGGGUAAGACCAGCUUCUCCGGCCCGGACCUGCGUAUCCUGCAGGAGAUCUUCACUCGCUUCAGGGCCCUGAACGUUGACCCCACCGAGUUUGCUUGCUUGAAGGCCAUCGUUCUCUUCAAACCUGAGACACGUGGUUUGAAAGACCCCGAGCAGGUGGAAAACCUGCAGGAUCAGUCGCAGGUGAUGUUGGGCCAGCACAGCCGCACUCACUACCCCAGCCAGCCCGUCAGGUUUGGGAAGCUCCUGCUGUUGCUCCCCUCUUUGCGGUUUGUAGCCUCUGAAAGGAUAGAGCUGCUGUUCUUCCACCGGACCAUUGGUAACAUCCCCAUGGAGAAGCUGCUCUGCGACAUGUUCAAGAACUAGAGAGGCUGACAAGACCGCCUCCCUGACCAAAACAACUGGGGGUCACUGGAUACGAGACCUGCUGCUCUGCGACAUGUUCAAGAACUAGAGAGGCCGACAAGAGCGCCUCCCUGACCAGAACAACUGGGGGUCACUGGAUACGAGACCUGCAGCUCUGCGACAUGUUCAAGAACUAGAGAGGCUGACAAGACCGCCUUCCUGACCAAAACAACUGGGGUCACUGGAUACGAGACUUGCAAUCUGCCUAAAAGACCUGAUUAAAAACAGUAUUUCUCUUAGUGUUUGCAUCAGGAGUUAGGUGCGCUUUCUCGAUAAAUUCCAACAGAUCCCAUCCUGGGCUAGCCGGUACUGUGGUGCUUUGGGGAAACAGCCGAUCAACACAAUACAGUGAGACGAAGAAGGAAUGGCAGCUCAAACGCAUACUGUCACAGCAGAACAAAUAGCAAAGCAGAUAGGACUGGCAUUUCUGGAUUGUGUGUGCUGGUUUGAUAUUCAGAAGACGGCAACCUGUGCUGUCUCCCACGUACCCAACCAAGGGAAGAUAUUACCUGCACCACUCAGUAAUCUGCUGCAGGCUGUGUAGAAGCUAUGCUACUGCAGGCAUUGUAGUAGAGAAACAGACUGAACUCAAGAAGUGUAAUGUAUUGGUAAUGUUUUAGAUAAACCACUGCUGUGUGA